Molecule: messenger RNA, 504 nt
Organism: Colletotrichum costaricense
Lineage: Eukaryota; Fungi; Ascomycota; Sordariomycetes; Glomerellales; Glomerellaceae
Exons: 1
Coding region: 1-504 (167 amino acids)
Source: RefSeq, a predicted model, not a curated record
AUGCAGCACCAACCCACCCACACCUCUUCUCUUCCCCCCUCUCCCCCUUCGCAAGCACCAUACCGGCACCUCACUCACACCUCGGAGCUUUUCAGCUGCAGCGCAACAUCAAACGUCUCUAUCCCUUGCCCGUCACCUUGUCCCCCGGCCUUUCCAAUGUUGCAUCGCAUGACGGCUCACAUUCAUUGCCCAGGCCCUGUCUCUCCGCCCGCAUUGCAGCCCUGUCUCGUUGCCAUUUGCUUUCUGUCUGACUCUGUCACGGAGUCACAGCUGACCGCGAAGUCUAGGAAUCCACCGCAAUCAAUCUGUGUAACACAGCGCAGACCACGUCAACAAACGCCCAUCACGUCGCCCAAGGGCCAAACAUUAUGUGUGUGUGUGUGUGUGUGCCAGCUACCAACCGCAGCACACUGUCACCAGUCACCAGUCACCACACCCCAUCCGACGUUCCCAGCUCAGCUAUAUAACCUGCUCCCUGCGGUUAUUAAUUUAGCACAUUUGUGA